Molecule: messenger RNA, 669 nt
Organism: Medioppia subpectinata
Lineage: Eukaryota; Metazoa; Arthropoda; Arachnida; Sarcoptiformes; Oppiidae
Source: the annotation of a GenBank genome assembly
AUGUUUGCCGGCAUUUGGCUAUUGGUUUGUACGCUAUUAUUAUCGCUAUAUUCGGGCGAUUUAUACGACACUCUUAUGAGGGGUCAGUCGUACGACCGGUUGGAAAACAUAUACCAAUUAUAUACUGAUCCUAAUUAUAAGUACUCCAAGAUAUGGAUCUUUAACUACGAUAUCACUGAAUAUAUGACUAUCAAUGAUAACGAAAUGGCCAACAGUUUCAUUGAACGGAUGACAUAUUACGGCCCUUUGGAGACCGCAAGUGACGAAUUGAUUCAAAUGGAAAUCAUUUUAACCGUAUUGGAAGAGAAGCAUGUAUUGGCUGUACCCAAGUUUGGUGCUUAUUAUAUGGUUAAUACAGUGCUGAAAAGCUUUCCCGAUAUACCAAUGCAUGAGUUAUAUCAACACUAUUACGACGGGUAUAUGUCUGGAGGUAUGGCUGGUCUCGGGCUAUAUGUGUCCGAUUCGUCCAACAAUACAAUGCUUUACAAUAUGGGAAUAAACGCUCAAACAUUAGACCAGAACUUUACCAACAAUUUUGAUAAAAUAUUAUGUGGUCUUCAGGAGAGCGGUGUCUAUGACUAUGAAGUGAAGCGAUCGCUGAAACCCAAUGGAUAUGAGGCCGACAUCACAGACCAACCGAAGCCAACACUAGUCAUCCCUUCCAAUUAA